Messenger RNA from Aphidius gifuensis, 933 nucleotides. RefSeq lists its product as uncharacterized. Lineage: Eukaryota; Metazoa; Arthropoda; Insecta; Hymenoptera; Braconidae. The coding region runs from base 1 to 933 and encodes 310 amino acids. The transcript is spliced from 4 exons. The record is from RefSeq and is a predicted model, not a curated record.
AUGCCUGCAAAUCGGGUUAAACGUUCUGUGGAAGAUGAAAGAGAAUUUCAAAGAUUAAAACGUAUGAGAAAUACUGUAACCCAAAGAGAGCGUAGACAAAAACUGGCAUUACAAUUAGAAUCUAAAAGAUUCAAUAUUCAAGUUGAAGAUAUCCAAGAGCAUUAUAUUGGAAAAAUGAAUAUUUUGUGUCAACAUUGCAGUGCAAAACAUUUCAAAGUAGAAGAAGUAAAUAAUAAGAAAACUUUCAAUGAUUGUUGUAGUCAUGGUGAAGUGAAUCUUGAACCAUUGCCUGAUCCACCACAUUUAAUAAAAGAUUUAUUUAAUCGUUCUCAUAAACUUUCAAAAAAUUUCCAUGAACGAAUACGAUCAUACAAUAAUGCUUUUGCUUUUGCAUCUUUCAAUGCGAACUUAAAUGAAGCAACUAACGUUUGGUCACAAUUAAACAAAGUUUCAUCUUUGAAUACGGAAAUUAUUAAUGCUAUAGGUAAUACUCUUCGUGAGAUUAAUUUGUUUGCAAAGUCAUAUCGAAUGAUGCAUGAAGAAUUACAGCAAACAAUUAAUGAUGGUCAUGAAGAACCAGAAAUGCAAUUAAUAUUCUCUAAUAAACCCGGUAUGGACGCACGACGAUAUAAUAUGCAAAAAAUAAAUGAAGUUGCAGCGAUUUUUACUACAACUGCUAAUGGAGAUAUUCCAGAGUCAUAUGUGACGAUACAUAAUAAAAAAACGAAAAAACUGAAGUUAAAUCAAAAAAAAAUUCGAGCUGAUAGUUACCAAGGAUUAAUUGAUCAUUUAAAAACUGCUGCAAAUGAAUCCAAAGUAAAUGUAGAAAAAAUGAAUGAUACAUUAAUAGAUGAAAAUGGAUACCCAACUUAUUGUCGUAGAAAUACAGGUACUUUUGAACGUGAAAAUGGAAAUAGUACUGAGCAAAAAUAA